GCGGGUCCUGGCUGCUGUGUGAAGGACCACGCCGUGCUCAGGCAAAGAAGCCCGUGUUCAUUCCUGCAGAGCUGCUGCCUCUCCACCUGGCAGGUGCCUUGGCUUCCCUUUGGAGGGUUUGCAGGCGGUUCCUGACGUGUCCCUGUGCUCUGUUUCCUCCCAGAUUCACCUCCAGCCCCCAGACAUGUCCUGCUCCGACAAGUGCUGUCCCUGUGGCCCCUGCCAGCCCUGCGGCCCGUGCCCGCUGGCCAGCAGCUGCAAUGAGUGCUGUUGCAGGCAGUGCCAGAGCUCCACCGUCGCCAUCCAGCCCUCCGCAGUGGUGGUGACCCUGCCCGGACCCAUCCUCAGCUCCUUCCCUCAGAACACCGUUGUGGGCUCCUCCACCUCCGCUGCUGUUGGCAGCAUCCUCAGCUCCAACGGAGUGUCCAUCAACACUGGCUGCUGUGACCUGUCCUGCAUCACCAGCUGCUACUGUGGCAACAGGUGUCGGCCCUGCUAAAUCUGCUGGCAACGGACCUGGACAAGAACCUCCGAGACCCGAGGACACGGUGCUGACACGAGCUGGAACUUGGAGGCAUUUUCUUUAGAGCUUCAGGCUACUAUGUCCUCCCUCCGCUCUCUUCUCUCUCUCUCUCUUUUCCUUCCUGUCCUUUUCUCCUAGAGCCACCCUAAUACAGUCCUGUUGGCAUCCCUCCCUCUGCAGGGCAGGCAGAUGACACCCAGCAGGAGCUCCAACGCAUCAUGGUGGCUGCCCCUGGUCCUCCUUGGGACCCACCUUCUUUUCUUUUUUAGUCAUUAAAGUUGUGCUGCAUCCAA
Molecule: messenger RNA, 816 nt
Organism: Cuculus canorus (common cuckoo)
Lineage: Eukaryota; Metazoa; Chordata; Aves; Cuculiformes; Cuculidae
Product: feather keratin Cos1-2-like
Exons: 1
Coding region: 185-499 (104 amino acids)
Cellular component (GO): intermediate filament
Molecular function (GO): structural constituent of cytoskeleton
Source: RefSeq, a predicted model, not a curated record